CUCCAUUACCGUUUGCAAAGAACUACUUUGCUUUCCGAUUCUUCAUAGUAAUUCCGUUUUCUUGAAGUGUUUCCUCAUCUGGGUUUCUCUUCUUUUUCCUCACAGAGGAAGGGAUUUUAGGUGGAUAAAGGCUUUCACCGGAAAAUGAAUGUCCUGCCUUUCAUCUUCGGCGUUUUCGGAUAUGCCACGGGUCUCUUCCUCUUCUUGUCUCCGACGAUUACAUUUAAGAGGAUCAUCAAAAGCAAGUCCACAGAACAGUUCUCUGGCAUUCCAUACGUGAUGACCUUGCUCAACUGCCUCCUCUCUGCUUGGUAUGGCCUUCCCUUUAUAUCCAAAGACAACAUUCCGGUUACAGCAAUCAAUGGAACGGGAGCAGCAAUUGAGGCAAUCUAUGUGUUGAUCUUUAUCAUAUACGCGCCGAAGAAGGAAAAGGCAAAAAUUUCCGGUCUCUUUGCGUUUAUACUUACUGCUUUCUCCGCCGUGGUCUUGGUCUCUAUCCUGGCCCUCCAUGGCAGCACCAGGAAGCUCUUCUGUGGUUUGGCUGCUACCAUUUUCUCCAUCCUCAUGUAUGCCUCACCUCUAUCCAUCAUGUGGAUGGUGAUCAAGACCAAGAGUGUGGAGUACAUGCCAUUCUUCUUGUCACUUUUUGUGUUCCUUUGUGGCACAUCAUGGUUUGUUUUUGGUCUUCUUGGUCAUGACCCUUUUGUUGCGAUUCCAAAUGGGGUCGGGUGUGGACUGGGAGCAGUGCAGCUCAUCUUGUACUUCAUCUACCAUAACAACAAGGAUGAACCCAAGAAGAAGUCCGCGGCUAGCGGCGUGGUGGAGAUGGGACAAGAAAAUCCUCAAAAGGGCAAGCAAUUGAAUGGUUCACUGGUUGAACAAGUGUAAUCGAGUUCAUGCUGACGAAAUAUGGUCCAAUCCAGGCAUGGAUCAGGGCAUCUCCUCCAAGUUUCACUUCUUACAUGCAUGUUCUAUAUAUAAGGUGGUUUUUUUUUUUUUGUUUUUUUGUUAGUUUAAUGAAAAUGCCAAUUUAGAUGCUUGCAUAAUGUUGGAAAUUGAAAAGAAGAAGUAUUUGAAGAAAGAUUUAUUGCUUUC
Rubroshorea leprosula is the source of this 1095-nucleotide messenger RNA. The record is from the annotation of a GenBank genome assembly. Lineage: Eukaryota; Viridiplantae; Streptophyta; Magnoliopsida; Malvales; Dipterocarpaceae.